AUAAUAAUAUACCGUACGUGCAAGCAUUUCUACUUUCCUUCCUUUCUUCCUCCUCAAUUCCCUCAAACCCCACAAAACCCCUUUCCUCUUUCUCUCUCUGUCUGUAACAAUGGAAGGUCCUGCAAAUGAUGAGGGAUCGAUGGCGAGCUCUUCGAACACUUUGCCACCGUUCCUGAAGAAGCUUUAUGCGAUGGUGGAUGACCCUGAGACCGACUCGGUGGUCUCGUGGAGCAAUGCCAACAACAGCUUUGUAGUUUGGAAUGCCCACGAGUUCGCCGCUAACCUUUUGCCCAAACACUUUAAGCACAAAAACUUCUCCAGCUUCAUCCGCCAGUUGAAUACUUAUGGAUUUAAGAAGGUUGACCCAGAUCGCUAUGAAUUUGCAAAUGAGAGGUUUUUGAGAGGUCAAACACACCUUUUGAAGAGUAUUAGUAGGCGGAAACCAGUUCAUGUACCUGGUCAUCAAGAACAACCUAAAGUGCAGAGCUCCUCAGUUGGGGCAUGUGUUGAGGUGGGGAAAUUUGGGCUUGAGGAAGAGGUUGAAAGACUUAAAAGGGACAAGAAUGUUCUAAUGCAGGAACUUGUUAGGUUGAGGCAGCAACAGCAAACAACUGAUAACCAGUUGCAUAAUGUGGGGCAACGUGUACAGGUAAUGGAGCAGCAACAACAACGAAUGAUGUCUUUCCUUGCAAAGGCUUUGAAGAGUCCUGGCUUCUUAGCCCAGAUUGUACAGCAGCAGAAUGAAAGCAAUAGGAACACUGCCGCAGUGAGUAAAAAAAGGAGACUGUCGGGGCAGGAAGAAGAAAGUGCAGUUGGUGAGCAUCACACUAAUGCUCCUGAUGGACGGCUUGUCAAGUAUCAGCCUUCCAUAAAUGAGGCAGCUAAAGCAUUGCUGCAGCAGAUCUUGAAGAUGAAUGCAACACCUAGGGUGGAACCGUUGAUGAACAACUCUGAUGCAUUCCUGAUUGAUGAUGCUCCUACUCAUACAUUUGACAGUGGAUGUUCCUCAAGUCGAGUUUCGGGAGUGACCCUUUCUGAAGUUCCACCUAUGUCUGGGCAGUCAUAUAUGCCAGCGAAGCCGGGAUUUCCUGUCAGUUGUCCAUCUACUUCCAUUCCUGAUAUUCAAUCUUCCUCUUAUGUGGUGCCUGAUCAUGCUAAAGCUGCUCAAUUCUCAAAAUUGAAUGUGCAUAAUUCUCAAGAAGAGUCUAUUUUGCCCGACUUCACUAAUAUGCAAGGAAUCUUGCCAGAAAGCACUGCAGAAAUCGGUGAUAUGAAUCAUGUGGGGGCUGUGACUGGGAAUGAAAGUCAUUUGGAUCCAAUAUCUGCAGCUUUGGAUGGGACAACACCCAUAGAAACUGAUGCUUUCUCUCCAGAAAGUGAUGUGGAGGCCUUUCUUGAUGAGAUCCCUAAACUUCCGGGCAUUAACGAUAUUUUCUGGGAACAAUUCCUUGCAGAGAGCCCACUUACUGGGGACACAGAUGAAAUUAAUUCAAGUUCGCUAGAUGGUAGUGUUGCCAUGGAUCAUGAGUUACAGAUCGAAAAGAAAAAUGGUUGGGACAGGAUUCAACAUAUGGAUCAUCUUACUGAGCAAAUGGGGCUUCUUGCAUCGGAGAGCAGAAUGGGAUGACCUUACCUAUUGUAUAUGCAUGUUUCUUUCCAUCUAGAGCAAAGUCUGUCAUCACCAACACCCCACACAUUCGUGGAAUAAAGCAUAUCCCAAAGCAAAUCCACCGAUGCUUUCUCUCAAUCUUGCGGAGGACGACGAAGCUGAAAGUCCCAAUGUAGCUGCCCGUCAGAGAACCACAUAACCUCUGACACUAAGGACUUAGUACGACUAAUACCAUAUAGUUCUGGAAAUGCAACCUUAAGAGCACAAUCCCUCAUUCAUCCUCCCAAAGCUUUACUUUAGUUCCAUCACCCACAUCAAACCAAAAGAAUUUAGAGAAGUCCAUCCAACCACUUCUAAUGGAUUUCCACACACUAACACCAUAAGUACCUGUUACCGGUUUGGUGCACCAACCACCCCCUCCAUCCCCAUAUUUUGCCUCAAUAACCUUCCUCCAAAGGGCAUCUCUCUCUGUUCCAUAUCUCUAUAACCAUUUAUCUUACAAAGCAGAAUUAAAUUGUCUCAACCUUCGAAUCCCUAAACCUCCAUUUUGCAUCGGCAUACAAAGCUUAGCCCAUUCCACCAAAGGCAUCUUAGGAGCAUCAAUACCACUCCAAAGAAAGUCUCUUUGUAAUUUCUCCUUACAAUUAGCCACCUUUGUUGGAACAGGAAAGAGAGAAAGGAAAUAAGUAGGUAAGCUAGACAGAGUACUCUUAAUAAGAGUUACUUUGCCCCCCUUAGAUAAAUACAACCUCUUCCAUCCAGCUAGACGUCGCUCCAUCUUCUCCAAAACAGGGUUCCAAAUUGCCUCCUCUUUAUGUAUAGCACCCAACGAAAGGCCCAAGUAUUUCAAGGGAAGCGAAGACUGCCUACAACCCAAAAUCUCCACUAAUUCCUCCAUAUUAGGCACGAUACCAAUUGGUACCAAUUCUGACUUCAACAAAUUAUUUUUUAGCCUUGACACCACUUCAAAUCUAGCAAGAAUCCCACGCAUAGCAACUAAAUGAUGUGAGUCAGCAUCACAAAAAAUGAGUGUCAUCUGCAAAUAAGAGAUGGGACAUUGUAAGCAAUGUACUAGCUGAAUUACCUACUGAGAAGCCCAAAAACCCAAAAUAGCAGCUGCAUCCAACGUAUGACUCAAAGCCUCUAUGACAAUAUCAAAAGGAGCGGAGAUAAUGGGUCCCCUUGAUGAACACACCAAGUGCUUCAAAAGAAAUCAUCCGGGGUACCAUUUAUCAAAAUAGAAAAUUUGACAGUUGAUAAACACCACAUAAUCCCCCUUCAUUUUUUUGAGAAGCCACACUGCCUAAGCAGAUACAUAAGAAAUUUCCAAUUCACAUGAUUAUAGGCUUUCUCAAUAUCCAACUUGCAAAUAAACCCCCGACACCCCUAACUUCAUCCUACUGUCUAUACAUUCAGAAGCAAUUAAUACAGGAUCCAAGAUUUGUCUACCUUUAACAAAGGCAUUUUGUGAGUCUGAAAUAAGACUAUGCGCCACCCUACGCAAGUGAUUAGCUAAAACCUUAGAAAUAAUCUUAUACAUCCCUCCCACCAAACUAAUAGGGCGAAAAUCCUUCACUUCCACAGCAUUAGGUCUUAGGAAUGAGAGCAAGGAAAGAGACAUUAAGACGUCUUUCAAAAACAGCUUGCUCAUGGAAAUUAUGAAGAACUGCUGUAAUAUCUGAUUUCAAAAUACUCUAGCAAGCUAGAUUUAAAAAAGGCCAUGGAGAAACCAUCUGGACCUGGUGACUUAUCGCCAUUGAAUCCAUUAAUCACCCCAAACACCUCAUCCUCCUCAAAAGGUCUAUCCAACCAGCUAGCAUCUUCCUCAAAAAUUCUUCCCAACUCCACAUCAUCCAGAACGGGGCGUUAAACCUCAUUUUCAGAGUAAACCUGUCUAUAAAAACGAGUAAUACACUCCUUAAUGGAUCCCUGGUCAGAAGACAGCACCCCAUCCACCAUAAGCUUAUCAAUAGAAUUAAACCUUCUGUGAGAGUUGGCCAUAUGAUGAAAAAAUUUUGUGUUCUUUUUAUCGCCUUCUUUAAUGCAAACCACUCUUGAUUUUUGCCUCCCAACAAAUUUCUUUCAACAUCAUUUUUUCCAAUUCUUAGCUAAUUCUUUCCUUAUUCAGUUUUUCCUCUACCGUAGGAACACGACUUUCCUCAACAGUCUCCAAUACCCCAAGAUCACUCCACAACUUCUUCCCCUUUUCUUCUACAUUACCAAACUCCUCCACAUUCCAUUUCUUAAGAUCAACCUUCAAAGCCUUCAAUUUACUUGCUAAAAUAAAACUUGGGGCUCCAUGUAAAUGAUAAGACUCCCACUAGGAGCGAAUCUUAUCCACAAAACCUUCAUCCGUUAGCCACAUAUUCUCAAACUGAAAAGGCCUCUUUCCUCUAUGAAAAUUACCUCCUUCUAGAAGAAUUGGAAAAUGGUUUGAUACUAGGCUAGACAACCACUUUUGACAAACAAAAGGAAACUUAGCCUCCCAAUUUGCUGUCACGAGAAAUCUAUCCAACCUCGAUCUUGAAACAACCUCACGAGAGUUUGACCAAGUGAAAUUCCUCCCUUCUAAUGGUAGGUCAAUCAAACCAUGUUCGGAGAUAAAAUCUGAGAACUGAUGCAUAGCCUGGGUAAAAAAAAACAGAGCCCAAUCGUUCAGAGGGAAACCGUACAACAUUAAAGUCUCCUCCCACACACCAAGGAAUAUCAGAUAGCUCAUCCCAUAAUAAUCUUCUGUCCCGUCAGAAUUAGGCCCAUACACUCCAGUAAAUUCCCAUUCAAAUUGAUCAACCACAUUUUUAAACCCACAAGAAACCAAGAAGUGCCCUGCCCCACUACUUCCUCCAAAAUCUCCACCACCCUUCUGGCCCACAUCACAAGCACCCCUCCAGAAGCACCCACAGAAACUAAAUAAACUGAGUCCACAUGCUGAACACCUCACAGACUACGAAUAAUUCCUCUAGUUAUGAGCUCCAAUUUAGUUUCCUGAAGACAGACAAUAUCUGCCCUCCCAAGACCUAAUCAAAUUUCUAACCCGAAGCCUUUUCUCCUGCUCAUUCAAGCUGUUAAAAUGUAUGUUUGCCUUACUGGGAAAUCUGAGUUCCCGAUGAUUUUUU
This is a messenger RNA of Quercus lobata, 4725 nucleotides long. RefSeq names its product heat shock factor 3 (gene HSF3). Lineage: Eukaryota; Viridiplantae; Streptophyta; Magnoliopsida; Fagales; Fagaceae. The record is from RefSeq and is a predicted model, not a curated record. Gene Ontology annotation, cellular component: nucleus. Gene Ontology annotation, biological process: regulation of transcription by RNA polymerase II; cellular response to heat. The transcript has 3 exons. Bases 110 to 1627 code for a protein of 505 amino acids. Gene Ontology annotation, molecular function: DNA-binding transcription factor activity; RNA polymerase II cis-regulatory region sequence-specific DNA binding.